AUGACCGAGAGCUCGCCCGCGCCGGAACCGCUCCCGAAGCUCCAAGAGGGCGUCAACGCGAAGCUCGUGAGCUCGGGCGAGCGCGAGCGCCUGAAGCAGCUCCUGCGCGAGAGACUCAUCGAGUGCGGGUGGAGGGACGAGCUCAAGGAGCAGUGCAAGCGGAUCGUCAAAGCGCGCGGGUUCGAGAACGUGACGACGGAGGAUUUAGCGCGCGAGAUCACGCCCGUGGGACGCGCGACGGUCCCGGACGCGGUCAAGGCGGAGCUGCUUCAGAACAUCCGGAAGUUUCUUCAGCCGUGA
This is a messenger RNA of Micromonas pusilla CCMP1545, 300 nucleotides long. RefSeq lists its product as uncharacterized. NCBI's taxonomy places the organism in Eukaryota, Viridiplantae, Chlorophyta, Mamiellophyceae, Mamiellales, Mamiellaceae. The record is from RefSeq and is a predicted model, not a curated record. Gene Ontology annotation, biological process: regulation of transcription by RNA polymerase II; poly(A)+ mRNA export from nucleus; positive regulation of DNA-templated transcription. The transcript has a single exon. The coding region runs from base 1 to 300 and encodes 99 amino acids. Gene Ontology annotation, molecular function: transcription coactivator activity; chromatin binding. Gene Ontology annotation, cellular component: DUBm complex; SAGA complex; nuclear pore.